Echinops telfairi (small Madagascar hedgehog) is the source of this 576-nucleotide messenger RNA. It is a transcript of the gene RHOH, whose product is annotated as ras homolog family member H. Gene Ontology annotation, molecular function: GTP binding; GTPase activity. Lineage: Eukaryota; Metazoa; Chordata; Mammalia; Afrosoricida; Tenrecidae. Bases 1 to 576 code for a protein of 191 amino acids. The record is from RefSeq and is a predicted model, not a curated record. The transcript has a single exon. Gene Ontology annotation, biological process: small GTPase-mediated signal transduction.
AUGCUGAGUUCUAUCAAGUGCGUGCUGGUUGGAGACUCUGCUGUGGGGAAAACCUCUCUGUUGGUGCGCUUCACCUCAGAAACCUUCCCGGAGGCCUACAAGCCCACAGUGUAUGAGAACACGGGCGUGGACGUGUUCAUGGACGGCAUCCAGAUCAGCCUGGGCCUGUGGGACACAGCCGGCAACGAUGCGUUCAGAAGCAUCCGCCCCCUGUCCUACCAGCAGGCGGACGUGGUGCUCAUGUGCUACUCCGUGGCCAACCAUAGCUCUUUCCAGAACUUGAAGAAUAAGUGGAUUGGUGAAAUCAGGAGCAACUUGCCCUGUACCCCGGUGCUGGUGGUGGCCACCCAGACCGACCAGCGGGAGAUGGGGCCACACCGGUCCUCCUGUAUCAGUGCCAUAGAUGGGAAGCGACUGGCCCAAGAUGUGAGAGCCAAAGGCUAUCUGGAGUGUUCGGCCCUCAGUAACCGGGGCGUGCAGCAAGUAUUCGAGUGUGCCGUCCGGACUGCUGUCAACCAAGCCAGGAGGCGCAACCGAAGGAAACUCUUCUCCAUCAAUGAAUGCAAGAUCUUCUAA